AUGAUGCCGUUUCCAGUGACAACCCCGGGACCACAGCAGCCGCCACCCAAGCUCUACGGCAUCUCCUCCCCCAUCAGUUUAGCCGCCCCCAAGGAGACAGACCACAUACUCACCCAGAAAUUAAUUGAAACCCUGAAGCCCUUUGGGGUUUUGGAAGAGGAAGAGGAACUGCAGCGCAGGAUUUUAAUUUUGGAAAAAUUAAAUAAUCUGGUAAAGGAAUGGAUACGAGAAAUCAGUGAAAGAAAAAGCCUUCCACCAGCUAUAAUUGAGAAUGUUGGAGGCAAAAUCUUUACAUUCGGCUCUUACCGAUUGGGAGUGCACACGAAAGGUGCCGACAUAGAUGCGCUGUGCGUUGCGCCAAGACAUGUUGAUCGGAGUGACUUUUUCACCUCCUUCUAUGAUAAGUUGAAACUACACGAAGAAGUAAAAGAUUUAAGGGCUGUUGAGGAGGCAUUUGUACCAGUUAUCAGAAUGUGUUUUGAUGGCAUAGAGAUUGAUAUUUUGUUUGCAAGAUUAGCACUGCAGACUAUUCCAGAAGAUUUGGACCUAAGAGAUGACAGUCUGCUUAAAAAUUUAGAUAUUAGAUGCAUAAGAAGCCUUAACGGUUGCCGGGUAACUGAUGAAAUCUUACAUCUAGUCCCAAACAUUGACAACUUUAGGUUAACACUCAGAGCUAUCAAAUUGUGGGCUAAAUGCCACAAUAUCUAUUCCAACAUAUUAGGGUUCCUAGGAGGUGUUUCCUGGGCCAUGCUGGUAGCAAGAACUUGCCAGCUUUAUCCAAAUGCGGUAGCAUCGACUCUCGUCCGGAAAUUUUUCUUGGUGUUUUCUGAAUGGGAGUGGCCAAAUCCAGUGCUACUGAAAGAGCCUGAAGAACAAAAUCUUAAUUUGCCUGUAUGGGACCCAAGAGUAAAUCCGAGUGAUAGGUACCAUCUUAUGCCCAUAAUAACACCAGCAUACCCACAGCAGAACUCCACAUACAAUGUGUCUGUUUCAACAAGGAUGGUCAUGAUUGAGGAGUUUAAACAAGGACUUGCUAUCACACAUGAGAUUUGGCUGAGUAAGGCAGAGUGGUCCAAACUUUUUGAAGCUCCAAGCUUUUUUCAAAAGUACAAGCAUUAUAUUGUACUUGUGGCAAGUGCACCAACAGAAAAACAACGCCUAGAAUGGGUGGGCUUGGUGGAAUCAAAAAUCCGAAUCUUGGUUGGAAGCUUGGAGAAGAAUGAAUUUAUUACACUGGCUCAUGUGAAUCCUCAGUCGUUUCCAGCACCCAAAGAAAAUUCUGACAAGGAAGAAUUUUGUACAAUGUGGGUGAUUGGGUUAGUGUUAAAAAAACCAGAAAAUUCUGAAGUUCUCAGUAUUGAUCUCACAUAUGAUAUCCAGUCUUUCACAGAUACAGUUUAUAGGCAAGCAAUAAAUAGUAAGAUGUUUGAGAUGGAUAUGAAAAUUGAUGCGAUGCAUUUAAGAAAAAAGGAACUUCAUCAGCUACUACCUAAUCACGUACUUCAGAAAAAGAAAACACAUUCCAUGGAAGAUGUCAGAUUGACAGCUUUGAAUGACAGCAGUCUCGACUCGUCUGCAGACAGUGAAAACAGCAUGUCUGUGCCUUCGCCUGUGAGUGCCAUGGAGACUGGCCCAGUGACUGACUCCUCUCAGGGCAGAAACAGUCCUGUUCUGGCUGUAAUGGCAGCAUCUGCGACAAACGUACAGAUGACUGAAGUUUCCUUGCAGCAAGUGAAUCCCAGUGAGAACUCAGGGGGUGCAUUGAGUGAAAGCAUUCCUCAGACUGCCUCACAAGCAGCCAUUUCUCUGCCACCAAAGCCCACAAUCACUAGACUUGUUUCUUCAACACUUCUGGUAAACCAUCCACCCAGGCCUUCAGGGAGUGCAGCCACAAACAUAGCUAAUCCUAUAGUAGGAGUCUAG
Messenger RNA from Molossus molossus (Pallas's mastiff bat), 1923 nucleotides. It is a transcript of the gene PAPOLB, whose product is annotated as poly(A) polymerase beta. The transcript has a single exon. Gene Ontology annotation, cellular component: nucleus. The record is from RefSeq and is a predicted model, not a curated record. NCBI's taxonomy places the organism in Eukaryota, Metazoa, Chordata, Mammalia, Chiroptera, Molossidae. Gene Ontology annotation, molecular function: poly(A) RNA polymerase activity; RNA binding. Bases 1 to 1923 code for a protein of 640 amino acids.